AGUGAGGCUGUGGCUUGUGUUUUUGUGUUUUUGUGCGGACUAGAAACCAAAGUAAAGUAAACGGGGGAGGGUCGGCCGCUGCUGCUAAAGUGAGUGAGAGAGAGAGAGAGAGAGAGCGAGCGAAAGAGAGAGAGGGAGAGAGGGAGAGAGGGGCCGGUUUUUAAACGAGUUACAAUGCGUCUUUCACGGUGUUGAGCGGUCUGUCGGUGAACGAUGAGCCAACUUCGCCGGUCGUCUCGAAGCGAUAUGAGCCACUCUUGAGCCCCGUGGAAAACCCAUCUUCUCGGCGGGGGGGAGCGAGCAUGAAGAAGCCGAGCGCCCUGCUCCGUGUCGCCGGCUUGACUGGGAAAUGGUAGCGUGCUGCAGGGACCGCACUGGGAAGGACCAUGGUCGAGAGGAGCAGCAAAUUCUUGUUGAUCGUCGUCGGAUCCGUGUGUUUCAUGCUGAUUCUCUAUCAGUACGUGGCCCCCGGGGUGAUCAAUUUCGGCUCCCCGCACGGUUAUUUCACGGAGGAGGACGAGGGGGACAUCUUCCCAACUCCGGACCCCCACUACGUUAAGAAAUACUACUUCCCGGUCAGGGACUUGGAGAGGACGAUUGAUUUUCAAAUCAAAGGGGAGGACGUGAUCGUGUUUUUGCACAUCCAGAAGACCGGGGGAACUACCUUCGGCAGGCACCUGGUCCAAAAUGUCCGUCUGGAGGUUCCUUGCGACUGCAGACCGGGCCAGAAGAAGUGUACCUGCUACCGGCCGAACCGCAAGGAGACCUGGCUCUUCUCCCGGUUCUCCACCGGCUGGAGCUGCGGCUUGCACGCCGACUGGACCGAGCUGACCAACUGUGUGCCCGGUGUGCUCAACAAGAAGGAGAACAAGCAGAAGAAUCAAAGGAAGUUCUACUACAUCACUCUGCUGAGGGACCCGGUGUCUCGCUACCUCAGCGAGUGGAGGCACGUCCAGCGGGGAGCCACAUGGAAAACCUCCCUGCACAUGUGUGAUGGACGAACUCCGACGCCCGAGGAGCUGCCCUCCUGUUACGAGGGCUCUGAUUGGUCGGGGUGCACCCUGCAGCAGUUCAUGGACUGCCCCUACAACCUGGCCAACAACAGACAGGUACGUAUGCUAGCAGACCUGAGUCUCGUCGGCUGCUACAACAUGUCCACAGUUCCAGAGAAGAAGAGGGCCCAGCUUCUCCUGGAGUCGGCCAAGAAGAACCUACGAGACAUGGCCUUCUUUGGGCUGACAGAGUACCAGAGGAAAACUCAGUUCCUGUUUGAACGGACCUUCAGGUUGCGCUUCAUCAGGCCCUUCAUGCAGUACAACAGCACCCGAGCUGCAGGGGUGGACCUGGACAAUGCUACGAUCCAGCGUAUAGAGGAGCUGAACGAGCUGGACAUGGAGCUGUACGACUACGCCAGGGACCUGUUCCAGCAGCGCUACCAAUUCACCAGGCAACAGGAAAGGCGGCAGCAGCGCAUCAAGAACCACAUGCAGCAGAACCACCAGGGUCUGGGCCUUGGCGUCAACCUGUGGCCCUCCCGCAGCAGGCAGAGUGCCGUCAUGACACUGGAGGACGGAGAAGGAGAAAGGGAGGAGGGUGAGGAGGGAGGCAGAACGGAGGAGGCGGGCAGCAGGCUCCCCACUGAGGACUACAUGAACCAGAUCAUCAACCGCUGGUAGCGGCAGAAUGAGAACAAACGCACAGAUAUGCAUAUGUAAUGUGAAAAACACACACACACACAUUUACACAGAAAGUGGCGCCUGCAUCAAAGACCCCAAUAACUGACAAACAGACAUUACUACAGAGUUGGGCUGGAAUGAGGUCUAAGUGGUUGCUAUGGAGACCUGGGCUUGGUCCAUUGCAUCAGCUCAUGUUAUUGAGGUUUGCCCAGUUGUUAUUAGCACCCGCUUGGCCUUUCCCCCCCUUCUGAGUUUCUCCAUCUCUCCCAUCAUCGUUAUUGACUGAGCUGAGGAGAGAUAGAGUUGCUGACAACUGAGUAUCUCAUCCACCCCUGCCCCCCCUCCCUUUCCCACACCUUUCUCCUCCUCCUCCUGUAUUCCUCUCGUUCUCUGUGGCCUGAUAUGGAGCAUGAGAAAAUAAAAUUAAGUCUGUGAAUUCCCAUUAAUCCUCGCUAAGGACCAGUCUACUUCCUGGACGCAGUGCUCCAAUUUCAAAGGAACUGGAAAAAGCUAUGAAAGUAUGCUAAUGGCUGAAGCUGAACAAAGGAGAAGGUGGGAGUACAUGAAAGACUGUUCCUAAAAGGAAGAGAGAAAGAAGCGGAGAAGAAGUUGGACUGAGUUCUGUAAUAAAGCUUUCUUGCUUAAAAAAAAAAAAUCACCCAUGAACAUGCUUUGGUCAUGAGAUAGUGACAGUCUCAUUCUCAUUUUAGGAUGAUUUCAUUUGUAUUUUUCCUUUUUUGUGUUUUAUGCUUUUUUAAAAGCAGAAUUGUAAUAACACUGAGACCAAUAAUGCUGCCUAAAGAAAAGUGAUUCCUUUAUUUCUUUAUUUUUGUUUGUUUUAUAAGUCAAAGCUAAUGGAUUGGAUUGACGUACUAUGGACCAUAGCCAUUACUGAAGCCUUGCAUCUUGGAAAGAAAAAGUGGCCUGUUUCUCUGUUAAAGGUUCCCAAAGCUCCUGUCGCUUAACGAGUUCAUUAUUUCUCCUUUUCUCUCCUUUUUUUUGUGCGUGCGUGCAUGUGCGUGUGUGUGUGUGUGUGUGUGUUUCAGUCCUGCAGAGAAUGACAGCCAAUUACAGAGCCCGAUUCUCACAUACUGUACGUGUGAAGAAAUCAAAGGCAGGGAGAGGAGGGAGAGGAGUGAGUGUGCUGCAGGUUGUUGCCAAGAACCGUGCUGUGUGAGCGGCAAGCGCUUUGGAAGCCUUAACUCAGACAAAUGCUCGAGAUGGGAGUUGUGGAACUACCGGUCACCAUGGCAAUGUGAGCCCUUAAUGUAGUGGGUGGCAUUUUCAGUUGCUCGUUUUUUCUCAUGUUUUUUUGUUUUGUUUUGUUUUGUUUUUUUGUUGUUUUUUUUACUCUGACCAGGGAGCUGCAUUGUAAAAAAAAGCAGUGGUCUCAAAAAAGCCUCUGUCCCACUUGCUAAAAGGGCACACACUGCGCUGGUGACCUGCAGUCCGUUAGUGUGACCGGUAUUUCACUUGGUUUUACCCUGAAGGAUGGACGGGGCGAGGUAGCAGUGCCUCUAUGUACUGGGAUCAUAGUCAACAUUAUUAUUGCCAGAUAAUAUGUCUGCAUUAUACUACAGUAAUUUCUCUGACUACUCGUGUGUCUGUGCGUAUGACUGUGUUUCAGUAUGUGUGUAAAUAGUAUGUACAGUAUGCCUUUGAUUGGCAUUUGUGUAUGCCUUUGUAAAUAGUGUGCCUGACUGCGAGAGGAUGCCUGACGAGUUUUUUUUGAAUGACUGGUUCCAUGACCAAUAAUAACUUGCCAUUUUCAUGGUGGUGGAGGGCAGGGCAAAAAAAAAAAAAAAAAAGACAAAAAGUCCCUCCAACAGCAUGUCACAGCAGUGUGACUGCCGCAGUGAUGCAAGCCAAUAAUCUCCUCUGCCCUUUCUUUAACCAUUAAUAUUUUCUUUACCCAUUUUCUCGUCUCCUCCCCAUGACAUGGUUAGGUGUGAGGACCGUGUUGCUAUAGUUGUCUAAAAAUUCAGAGUUUGUAUUUGUAAAAAUCUGCCCGUGUUACACGUCUUCACUCUUAAGUCAGUAAAAUCUCUGAGUACGGUUGGGUUCUGAUAGCCAGAUAAUGAACCCUAUUAAGAAUUUCAGCUGCAUCGCCACUGCAAACAUCAACAUACGACAUACUUAACUUCAGUAGCAGCUAUAACCAAAAAUGCUGCCUCCAUCAUUUUUUAGAUAGGGGUCACAUUGUUUAUACUUUUGAAGGGAAAAAAAGUGACCCCUAUAGAUGCAGCUAGGGAUAUAAGUUAGGAUAGCUGUGAUUGCAGAAAUUGUCACACUUCAUCUGUCAAUAUCUGUGUGACCUUUUCGUCUUUUUUGCGUGGUGUUAAUGCACCAAAAUGAAGUCAUAGCUAUCAAAUACACAUUUUGCGACUGAACCAAAAUACUAAGACUGUGAUAAAGUAGGGUAAAAAUGUCUGCAGAGAUUAUAUAGCUGAAAUUCCUAAUCAGGUCACAGAAUUUGGCAUAACAUCAGGUUGGCAAAAUACCCAGAUUUGUUCAUCUCUAAUUCUAUUAUUGCUCCAAAGCUCUCUAUUAUUAAAUCUUUAGUCUGCUCUUUUUUUUUUAUUGCAAAGAACAGCAUAGACAAACAUCAACUGUGGCAAAUUGUAUUAUCUGUAGCCAAUUAAUGUUGACUAUGUAACAGCUAAAACUUAACUUCUGGUUAUUGUCUGUACUUAUGCUUAUCAUGUCAUCCUCCAAGUUGUAAUUACAAUUGGGGGAAACUAGGACUUUUUUUUCUGAAAGCUCCAAUAUAUCCAACAGGCACUUAAAACUUACUUAAUAAUACAGAAGUGCCUGAAAACCAAGCAAACAUGGACGCCUCACGUCAGCCAAAGUCUGUCGCUCUGUGUAAUUCAACUUUUAAAUGGAUAUAAUGUCAUUUUUGUUCAUGUACAGUGUUUUAAACCCUCAUAUGACUAACUUUGUUAUCAUACAAACUUCUUGAGUUGUCAGAUAAAGUGAACGCUUGCAAGUCUUAAACAUGGGAAUCUACCCCAAUGCUUCCCAUUCAUCUGACAUGGCAUGGCAUUAACUCGGCAUUAGCCAAAGAUUGUCUGUGUGAGAGAAGAAGCAUCACUCUGUAACACCGCUCUACGACUGAGUGGACUGUGUGUUUUUUGUAGUGCAACUGACCAACAGAGCAGCGAUUCUUCUAAACACCUGUCUUAGCUAAUUAUACAACCUAAACUUCAGUUAAACUUUUUAUAGCAUUAUUGUGAAAUGAUCAGCUUAAUACUUCUGUGUCUUCAGGCUACGCUGCAGUAUGUCAGACACAUUUGAUCAGCAUAUAAUAAAAGACGAUGGCAGAGCUUUGAGUUGGAAUCGUUGAAGAGAUAGAUUCAAUACUGGAUUUGGAUUUGAUUUAAAAAAAAACGCUACCAAAACCCAACCUUAACUAGAAGCAAAGAGUCAGAGCAAUAAGAGUGGAAAACCCAAUGAGAAGGUAGAGAAAAGAAUGUAAAACGUGGGAAGGGGGAAAGAAGUAACACAGCAUGAUUUAAUUAAACUGAAUGUAGGCCAAGUUCGGUGUCAUCCGGGGGGCAACCGGCGGAUGCAUGCAGCAGGCACUUCCUUGGUAUUAACAUGAAUAACGUGUUGCAUCCUGUUCUUAACAAUAGAUUUUUUUUUUUUAAGUAAGAAGGGAGGGAAACCGACAAUUUAGCCGUCCACCACCCCCCCAUUGUUAAAUUUCAACUAAUCACCCUGGAUCUGCAAGCUUGUCUAUUUUUUGAUCAGCUCCUUUCAAAUCAGGGAUGAUUCAUGGAGGGGAAAGAGAGAAGAACAGAAGGGGGAUAAUGACAGGUAUUGGGACACAUCCAGAGUCAAUAUGCUACUUUUUGUGUAGCCCUCAAAGUAACGCAAUAGGGACAGGGAAAAUGGAUAAGGAAAGAGAGAGCUCUUUUUUUUUUUUGGUUUUGUUUCGUAUUAAAUUCGCUUUCAUUGUAUUAUCGUGGCUGAAACUGGAGACUUGAAAACACAGCAGCUCCAGGCAUUUUGCCCACAGCCUCAUCUUUUUUCCAGUCAGACUUAUAUUACACCAUGUUUGGGCUUCAAACCAAUAUCUGUUUCUGCGUUAUUGGUGAAGGAACGAAUACAAAACUGAAGAGCGGUGCUGUGUUCUCCUCUUUUAAAGAGUGUUUUCUUUUCAGCUUUCCACUUUCUGUGAUGAACCUUCAAGUGACCAUCAUACUUGAAGCAGUCCUUUAAUAAUCCCCCUACCCCACCUCCCCACCCCCCGUACCUGAACUGAAAAAAACUCAAUCCUUUUCACUGAAGUAAUGAUUCCAGAAAUUGAUGCUAUAAAGCUAUAAUCAAAUAUUUUAUGUCUCAUCAUGUUUAUCUGAUAUCUUAACAGCGUUUUCCUUUUGUGACAAUGAAGCAACCCAGGUGUCGCUAUAGCAUCAUCCUUUUUUUUUUUUUUUUUUUUUUUUUUUUUUUAAAGAUUUGUUAAAGAGAGUGUGAUAAAGACUGUUUUUAUUUUUGUUUUGUUUUUUUGGGUUGGUGUGCAGUUUGUCUCUGGCUCCUUCUGUAUGCAUCAUUCUGGGUUUGUUUCUUAUGAUUGCAAAAAUGAAUCAUCAAGCCACCAAUUAAAAUAUUUCAUUUUUACAGA
Messenger RNA from Scomber japonicus (chub mackerel), 6303 nucleotides. It is a transcript of the gene hs6st1a, whose product is annotated as heparan sulfate 6-O-sulfotransferase 1a. The record is from RefSeq and is a predicted model, not a curated record. The transcript is spliced from 4 exons. Lineage: Eukaryota; Metazoa; Chordata; Actinopteri; Scombriformes; Scombridae. Gene Ontology annotation, cellular component: membrane. Gene Ontology annotation, molecular function: heparan sulfate 6-sulfotransferase activity. Bases 387 to 1676 code for a protein of 429 amino acids.